CUCCAAUCUCUCACUCUGCCCCCAAGUUUCUCAAAGAAAAAAAAUGUGCCCCCAAGGCUACACAGAGUAUCCACUCAACCAGACCAGGUGGUCUCAGCCCGGUGACCAUUUCCGGCCAGCUUCUCCUUUCAUUUCCAUGACAAGCUGAUGCAGAAAGAUCCAUCUAAUGCCGAACCAUUUAGUUUAAGAAUCCUAUUCUUGGAGAGUACACAAAUAAUCCGUUCCUGGGCAUGUUCCUGUGCAGUUCCUGAAGAGUUAGGAACAGAACAAGGCCGCAGGAACACACGAGGCGCCACCGUCCUUUUCCUGCCUUUUAUCGUGCAGUUGAUCAAUCAGUCGCGGAAAGAUGAGCCCUUGAAACCAAAAUUCACGUGCCUCACCAUCUUUCGAUUUCAGAGUCGUUCCAAAUCCAAAGGUUAUCUAUUUUCCGAUAAUUUUUUUUCCUAAAGGUCCUCACUUUCUCUUACUAGCCAUUUUCCCUUUCCCCUCACAUUUCUCCCUUCUUUCUUGAGCAUUUUCCUUCGGUUCUGGAGUCUAAAAACCCUGACUUUUGUCGCCUUUUUCUUUCCUCCUAUUCGAGUCCCCGGAUCCAAGAUUCUUGAUUUGCUCGUUGGGAAUUGGGGUCAUAGUGGCAGCCGCGGUGGCGAUGGCGAAGCAUGUGGUGGCCGACCUCCGAGAGAAGUGCGGGACACCGGCGUCGCUGCUGCGAGAUGUGGCGUCAGAGAUUGCCGAUGAGAUGGGCGCGGGAUUGGAGAAGGAAGGCGGGAGCAAGGUCAAGAUGCUCCUCUCCUACGUUGAUAAGCUCCCCACAGGGAGAGAGGAAGGAUUAUUCUACGGAUUGGACCUAGGAGGAACAAACUUCCGCGUCUUGAGGGUGCAACUGGGUGGGAAUGAGAAGCAUGUCGUUAACCGUGAGUCCAGAGAAGUCACUAUUCCUCCACAUUUGAUGUCAGGGAGCUACUCGGAGCUUUUUGGUUUCAUUGCUUCUGAAUUGGCCAAGUUUGUUGCUGAUGAAGAGAGGUGUACUAACUCAACAAAUGGGAAGAAGCGAGAACUAGGGUUCACAUUUUCAUUCCCAGUGAAGCAACGUUCUGUUGCGUCAGGUACCCUUGUGAAGUGGACAAAGGCAUUUGCCAUUGAUGAUGCUGUAGGUGAAGAUGUAGUGGCUGAACUGCAAAUGGCUAUGGAGAAGCAAGGUCUGGACAUGCAUGUAGCUGCAUUGAUUAAUGAUGCUGUUGGGACUCUGGCUGGAGCAAGGUACUAUGACAAAGAUGUCGUUGCUGGUGUGAUAUUUGGCACUGGCACAAAUGCAGCGUAUGUUGAGAAGGCAAACGCUAUUCCGAAAUGGGAAGGCGAGUUGCCCAAUUCAGGGGAUAUGGUCAUCAACAUGGAAUGGGGUAACUUCUAUUCAUCCCGUCUUCCCAUCACUGAAUAUGAUCAAGAAUUAGAUAGGGAGAGCUUAAAUCCGGGAGAGCAGAUCUACGAGAAGUUAAUGUCAGGAAUGUAUUUAGGCGAAAUUGUAAGGAGGGUGCUCCUUGAAAUUUCGUUGCGAUCUUCAAUUUUCAGCAAUAUUGAUCACACUAAGCUCAGAACUCAUUUCCUUCUGCGGACCCCCCAUAUUUCUGCAAUGCACCAUGAUGAAACACCUGAUCUGAAGAUUGUAGCUGAAAAACUGGAAGAAAACCUAGCGAUUACAAACACGUCCUUAGAGACUCGAAAAUUGAUUGUCGAAAUUUGCGACAUUGUGGCUAGAAGGGCAGCUCGGCUGGCUGCUGCAGGGCUUGCAGGGAUCCUCAAGAAGCUUGGGAGAGAUUGCACUGCCCAGAAGCAACGAUCAGUCAUUGCCAUUGAUGGAGGAUUGUUCGGGCACUACACCAAAUUCCGCGAAUGCUUGGAGAGCACACUGGGUGAGUUGCUAGGAGAGGAGGCGUCCAAGUCAAUAGCCGUCAAGCACGCAGAUGACGGUUCAGGAAUAGGUGCUGCUCUGAUUGCAGCUUCUCAAUCUCAGUACAGAAAUGUUGAGUGAUAAUUGGCAAAAGUGUUUGCCAUACAUGCAGGAAAAAUGAGCUAGCAAGUAGCUGAAGUUCUUUCCCUUCUCUGUUGGGAAUACCAAUUUAUAGUUUUCCAGCAUAUGCGGAGCCUGGAACUGAAAGCAGUCUGUAAUCGAAACAAGGCUUGUUGAUGUCACCUUGCAUAGCUAAUAAGCAAGGAGAACCAUCCGGGCUUAGCGGCUUACCCGGCGAUUUCAGGAAAAACAAUCAGUGCUUGUAAAUAUACCAAAUCUCAAAACGAAAGCAUAUAUGUACCGUAACAUGAUGCAUGAAUUCAGCUCUGCAACAAAGAAGAAAAGAAG
This is a messenger RNA of Phragmites australis (common reed), 2353 nucleotides long. Its product is annotated as hexokinase-8-like. Gene Ontology annotation, cellular component: cytosol; mitochondrion. Gene Ontology annotation, biological process: intracellular glucose homeostasis; glycolytic process; glucose 6-phosphate metabolic process. The record is from RefSeq and is a predicted model, not a curated record. Bases 647 to 2026 code for a protein of 459 amino acids. Gene Ontology annotation, molecular function: ATP binding; D-glucose binding; mannokinase activity. Lineage: Eukaryota; Viridiplantae; Streptophyta; Magnoliopsida; Poales; Poaceae. The transcript has 9 exons.